AUGCAUCGAAAGAUUCUUUUACGUGGCAGUGCCGUUUUGAUACUGUUCAUAUUAUCUAUUGCAUAUGUCAAUGGAGAAGAUGAGACAGUUGCAACUACCAUUGCUGAUUCAUUAUGUGAAGGCGACGAUUGUGAAAAAGGAACAACUGUCGAAGAAGUUACAACAGUUAAAAGUGUGUCCGAAACAGUUGACACAGAUGAAACUACACAAAAACCAACUACAACGAUUGAAACUACGCAAAAACCAACUACAACGAUUAGAACUACGCAAAAACCAACUACAACGAUUAGAACUACGCAAAAACCAAAACUACAAAAAGAUCAACUACAACAACUAAAAGAUCGCUUUCAAAUUUUCGUAUCAUACUUUCGUACAAACACAGCUAAAUACGACAAUAAAAGAAAACGUCCAGGAUAUGAUAGAAAUCGUGAAGAUAACGACGAUGAUAGUUAUGGUAUCAUGAAUGAAAACCAAAGAUCACCUUUGGACUCAUUAAAUCUUUGGAUUGCCUAUAGUAAUGGUUGGCUACUUGACGAUAGAUUAAGAUGUCAUGGACAAGGACGCGGUGAAUAUUGUGACAAUGAAAAUUAUAAUGAAGAACAAGAUUAUGAAGAUUCCAGUGACGAUGAUGAUAAUAAGAAAGAAAACUAUCGCAAACAACGUUUAUAUGCACGCGUUCGUUUUCCUGUUCGUCAUUAUCCAAACUAUCAUCAAUUUCCUACUAGACGUUUCCCAUCACUUGUUUCAAUUCUUCCAUGGCUUCCAAUCUUUUACGAUAAAGUUACUUAUCAAACAAUCAUUUUUUCACCAACAGGCGGCAUCUAUAUUUUACCACCAUUGAUUAAUUUUUAUGGUCAACGUUUUGCUGUUGCUCAACUUAUUAAAUGGGGAUAUGCUUCGUUAGUUAGUACAGGUGCAUCUCCACCACCUAAUGUAGAUGUAGCUCCAUUUAUUCAACAAUCACCAGCUGUUAAUGUCGGUGGUACAGCUCCUCCUACAUCAGGCCUUGCUUUUGAUGAAAAGAGAGUUCAAUUUACUGAUGGUGUUAAAACAAAUUUUCGUUACGUUAAACCACAAUAUAGCCAAACUUUAGUUGAAGGAGGAUAUGAUUAUUAUGAACCAUCAUAUGACAAAAACUAUGGCUUGGAUUCAAAUUAUGAUACAACAAGCAAACAACAAACUUAUGCUCAAAAGAUUGAAAACAAAUAG
This is a messenger RNA of Rotaria sp. Silwood2, 1209 nucleotides long. The record is from the annotation of a GenBank genome assembly. Lineage: Eukaryota; Metazoa; Rotifera; Eurotatoria; Philodinida; Philodinidae.